AUCAUCUUAAAACAGAAAUCAUCAAGGUCAUCAAAUCAUAAUUUUUGUUAUAUUAGAUUGUAAAGCUUUAUCUUCCUGUCAAAACUAUUAAUUUACAAUGGAUGUCAAGCAUGACAGUGUCAAAAGAAUCUUAUUGUUUAGUGGCAAACGAAAAAGUGGGAAAGAUUACAUUACAGAUAAGCUGUUGAUAAAGCUUGGCAUUGAGAAUGCUGAAAUAAUUCGAAUAUCGGAACCAAUCAAAUCAUUUUGGGCAAAAGAAAAAAGUCUUGAUCUUAAACAACUUUUAAGUGACGGUGCCUACAAGGAGAAAUACAGGAAAGAAAUGAUAAUUUGGAGUGAUGAAAUGAGAGCUAAAGAUUAUGGUGUUUUUUGUCGUGAAGCUUCAAAGAGUGUAUCAAAAGAGACUGUAAUAGUUUCAGACAUCCGACGAAAAACAGACAUUAAAUGGUUUUGUGAAACUUUCGGAACUAAAGUUAAAUUAAUAAGAAUUAAAUGUCAAGAUUGUGUAAGAGAGAAUCGAGGAUGGAAUUUUGAAUCUGGUGUUGAUGAUAUCCAGUCUGAAUGUGAUUUAGAUGAUUGGAAUGAGUGGGACCUGUUGAUUGAAAAUGAUGGUUUAAGGGACAUUGAAAGUAUUUUACAUGAGAUUUGUAGUAAGUUUGUUUCAUGAUUAGCUUUUGUAAGAUAGUUCAAAGUUGGUGUAUGAAUAUUUUAGUCAAAUACUUUAAUUAAUAACACAGUUGAAACCUAGUCCAGAGUUUAUCUGUAUUAAUCAUGUCCAUCACAAAGAUCUGUAAGGCAAUACUUUAUUAGUUCCAAU
Chironomus riparius is the source of this 817-nucleotide messenger RNA. The record is from the annotation of a GenBank genome assembly. NCBI's taxonomy places the organism in Eukaryota, Metazoa, Arthropoda, Insecta, Diptera, Chironomidae.